This is a messenger RNA of Penicillium maclennaniae, 1161 nucleotides long. Its product is annotated as intradiol ring-cleavage dioxygenase. The record is from RefSeq and is a predicted model, not a curated record. Lineage: Eukaryota; Fungi; Ascomycota; Eurotiomycetes; Eurotiales; Aspergillaceae. The coding region runs from base 1 to 1161 and encodes 386 amino acids. The transcript is spliced from 4 exons. Gene Ontology annotation, molecular function: ferric iron binding; oxidoreductase activity, acting on single donors with incorporation of molecular oxygen, incorporation of two atoms of oxygen.
AUGGUUCACCUUACUUCUGCUGUUGCCGUCGGCAUUCUGGGUCUGACCAGCGUUGUGUCCGCUCAUCCCGGCCAUGAUCACACCGCUGAAGCUGCUGAGCGCGCAGCCUUUGUCAAGAGCUCGUCCCUUCAGUCUCGCAGCCUUGCCAAUUGUGCUUCGAACCUCAAGGCUCGUGGUAUUGAGAACAAGAAUGUGGCUCGUCGUCAGGCUGCUGUUAAGCAUCUUCGUCGUCGUCGUGGAAUCGACACCCAUGCCCACUUCAACAAGGCUCGUUCCCUCGAUAGUGUGCUCAACACAGACCACCACUCCAACCUGACUCAUGUGGACAUGUCCACCGACUCUAGCAUCCUCUUUGGCUCUGAGGCAACCUGCAUUUUGGGUCCUGAUGUUACCCAGGGACCGUACUACGUCACCGGUGAAUUGAUCCGCGAGAAUGUUGUCGAGGACCAGGAAGGUGUCCCCCUGUACAUGGACAUCCAAUUGAUCGACACCAACACCUGCAACCCUCUCCCUAAUGUCUACAUGGAUAUCUGGCACUGUAACUCCACUGGCGUCUACUCAGGUGUUCAGGCCAACGGUAACGGCAACUCUGGCGACGCCAACAACCUCGACGCAACCUUCCUCCGCGGCAUCCAGGCCUCCAACGCUGACGGCAUCGUCCAGUUCACCUCGAUCUUCCCCGGUCACUACACCGGCCGCGCAACCCACAUCCACGUCCUCACGCACGCUGCGAACGACACCUCCGUGCAGGCAAACUCAACCCUCUCUGACCUCUACACCGCGCACUCGUCCCACGUCGGUCAACUCUUCUUCGACCAAGACCUGAUCUCCGCCGUCGAGGAAACCUCCCCGUAUUCCACCAACACCCAAGAUCUGACUACCAAUGCUGAUGAUUCGAUCCUGUCCGAGGAGGCGGAUACCAUCGAUCCGUUCAUGGAGUACGUCUACCUUGGGGAUGAUGUGAGUGAUGGUAUUUUCGCUUGGAUCGCCGUUGGAAUCGAUUCGACCGAGGAUAGUGAUAUCACCCCUGCUGCGUAUUACACCGAGGAGGGCGGCGUUGAGAAUGAGAACAGUGGCGGUAUGGGUGGUGGAGGUGGCAUGCCGCCUGGUUUCUCUUCCUCCGGCACUUCUAGUGCUGCUGCUACGAAGAGUACUGCUUAA